UAACAUGUCUUAACCUAAGCUGAUCGUACCCUAACCUGACAGAAAUCAUCGUUCGUGAUAUUCUCGAUUACACGUCAUUGCAUGCGUGACGUUGACGUAUAUUAACAUACAUCGCUAUUAUAUUUGUUAUUUGACUCCCGACACUGUUUAUAUAGCUGAUAAAUUAAAAUAAAGCGCUCUCAAAAUUAUAAAGUGUUUUAUCGAGCGAAAAUUUUCCAUCUGACUUGUUUAUCAACCAGAUUGUCAAGAUUGCUAACAAAAUGCGAAGAUCUCAUUCCGGUGGUUAUGGCUAUGAACCAUUGCCAAGUACAUCUACCCAAAAUGCUAUGGAAGACGAGAAUGAAAGAGUGACCGAAGAACUAAGGGACAAAAUUCAUGCUUUAAAAUCAUUAUCCAUUGACAUUGGCACUGAAGUAAAGUAUCAAGAUAAAAUGCUGAGAUCUAUGGAUGAUGAUUUUGAUAGAACAAGUGGCUUUUUGUCAGGUUCAGUGGCGCGUGUUUUACGUCUAGCAAAAGCAGGACACAAUUAUUACAUCUUAUAUUUAUUCCUAUUUUCCAUAGUAGUAUUUCUCAUACUGUGGAUAGUUUUGAAGUUUAAAUGAUUGCACCUAAGAUUUAUGACUAAAAGGAAAUGUAUAUAAUACCUAAUUAAGAUAAAAAUAUGAAUAAUGUAAUAUUAUAUAUGAAUAGAGAGAAAGGGAGAGAGAAAGAGAGCAAGAAAGAGAGGGGAAGAGUUAGCUUAAAUCUUUUGUAUUAUUUAAUUAUGAUGUUGAUAAACAAUGAGAAACUUCUUUGUUCAA
Harpegnathos saltator (Jerdon's jumping ant) is the source of this 800-nucleotide messenger RNA. It is a transcript of the gene Bet1, whose product is annotated as blocked early in transport 1. The record is from RefSeq and is a predicted model, not a curated record. NCBI's taxonomy places the organism in Eukaryota, Metazoa, Arthropoda, Insecta, Hymenoptera, Formicidae. The transcript is spliced from 4 exons. Bases 261 to 602 code for a protein of 113 amino acids.